AUUCGUCGUCAAGACCGUUUGAUUCGGAUUCAAGGACCGUCGUUCACCUGCUCGCUGCACGGCCCAUACAGACGCUACAAGGAGUAUCUAAGAGGCUUGAUCCCUUGGCUCAUCAUCAUUAUCGCCUUCUUCCUAAUCCCAUUGACUCUGCUUCUCAAUGCUGGCCAAGUUAGUCAAAGCAUGCAUUAG
Messenger RNA from Protopolystoma xenopodis, 189 nucleotides. NCBI's taxonomy places the organism in Eukaryota, Metazoa, Platyhelminthes, Monogenea, Polystomatidea, Polystomatidae. The record is from the annotation of a GenBank genome assembly.